AUGAAGUUCCCCGCAGCCGCUCCCCUCGACGCAGUCAAGUUCUGCGAGUUCGUGACUGCGUCGCCGUCGCCGUUCCACGCGGUGGCCAACCUCUCGCAGCGCCUCAAGAAAGCUGGGUUUGAGCGCGUCUCGGAGCGUGAGCCGACCAACAAGCUCACUCCCGGUGGCAAGUACUUCUACACUCGCAACCAGAGCGCGCUCGUCGCCUUCACUCUCCCCCACGGCCCAGCCAAUGCCGCGAGCCUCGUCCGUCCCGUGAGCAAGCGCCAGAAGGCGGGGUACCUCCAGGUCGGGACCGAGCUGUACGGUGGUGGCCUGUGGCACACGUGGUUUGACCGGAACCUCUCCGUUGCGGGUCGCGUGAUUCUCAGCACACCGGGUGCGCGCACCGAGUUCACGAGCAAGCUCGUUAAGAUUAACCGCCCGAUCUUGCACAUCCCCACGUUGGCUAUCCAUCUCGACCGGGGGGUUAACGAGCAGCUCAAGUUCAACAAGGAGACCGAGUUCCUCCCGAUUCUGGGCCUCGUCAACGAGCAGCUGAACAACGGUGGGAGUGCGGUACCUAGCCGUGUGGGCACACCUGUCCCUGGUAAGAAGGAGGACGCCAAGGAUGGCAAGGGCGACGGAACGUCGAUGGAGGACAAGCACCACCCGCUGUUGCUUGCGGUCAUUGCCGACGAGCUCGGGUGUGCUGUGUCGGACAUCCACGACUUUGAGCUGUGCCUGUUCGACACGCAGCCGUCGACGGUGGGCGGCCUGAACAACGAGUUCAUCUUCUCGCCGCGCCUCGACAACCUCACCACGUCAUGGUGCGCGAUCGAGGGCUUGUGCCAGGCUGUCGAGGCUGAGGCGGCGGCCGGCCAGCCGAGCAAGGAGACCAAUGUGCGCUGCGCGCUGAUCUACGACAACGAGGAGGUCGGCAGUGUCAGCAACCACGGUGCCGAGUCGAACAUUCUCCCGUCUUUCAUUGAGAUGCUCGCCGGCCUCCCGAACGCCGAGCGCGGAUACUACCAGAUCCUCGCCAACUCGUACCUCAUCUCGGCGGAUAUGGGCCACGCCCUCCACCCCAACUACGAGGGUCGGUACGAGACCAACAAUGCUCCCAAGAUGAACCAGGGGAUUGUCAUCAAGACCAAUGCCAACCAGCGCUACACUUCCAACGCCCAGACCACCUUCCUCCUCCGCCAGAUCGCCAAGCGCGCGGGAGUGCCAGUGCAGGAGUUUGAGAUCCGCAACGACUCGACGUGUGGCUCGACUGUCGGACCCCACCUCUCGACCCACGUGCGCACCGUUGACAUUGGCCUCGCGAGCUUGAGUAUGCACUCGAUCCAGGAGACGAGCGGGUCGGGUGACAUCAAGUACUACAUCCAGCUCUUCAAGACGUUCUACGAGGAAUACAGCAAGGUCGAGAAGGUCUUGACCGUGGAUGAGGCGUAG
Molecule: messenger RNA, 1437 nt
Organism: Cutaneotrichosporon cavernicola
Lineage: Eukaryota; Fungi; Basidiomycota; Tremellomycetes; Trichosporonales; Trichosporonaceae
Exons: 3
Coding region: 1-1437 (478 amino acids)
Biological process (GO): proteolysis
Cellular component (GO): fungal-type vacuole
Molecular function (GO): aminopeptidase activity; zinc ion binding
Source: RefSeq, a predicted model, not a curated record